Messenger RNA from Lynx canadensis (Canada lynx), 1828 nucleotides. It is a transcript of the gene IL25, whose product is annotated as interleukin 25. The coding region runs from base 1 to 1392 and encodes 463 amino acids. Lineage: Eukaryota; Metazoa; Chordata; Mammalia; Carnivora; Felidae. Gene Ontology annotation, cellular component: extracellular region. The transcript is spliced from 4 exons. Gene Ontology annotation, molecular function: cytokine activity. The record is from RefSeq and is a predicted model, not a curated record.
AUGGUCCGAAAGCUCCCACCCAGAGCUGGAGCAAGCGAGGAGGCGGGAGCUGGGGCCGCGCUCGACGACUCGCCAGGCCGCUCAGGACGGCCCCGAGGGCUGGGAGAAGCUGCAGAAGCGGUUGGGCUGGACGAACGAGUUCAGAGGCCAACCCUCCCCACCCGGGGGCCGCGGCGGAGAGCGGUGCUCCCAGGGCUGUGGUCGGGGCGGCCCGGGGCCCUGCGGCGGCCCGGCUGCGAGGGGGUGGGGCGAGCGAGCGCUGAGACGUUCGCCCCUCUUCAAACUCGCCCAAGUUGGCGAAAGAAGGCCAGGCUGGCACCGAAGGCCUCCGAGAGCGUGGCCGUUGGGCUGCGUUGCCCGAGUGGUUGCGUUCGGCCCAGACACUCGCACCCCCCGCGGCGAGGCGGCUUCACACUCACGCACACUCUCCCUCACGACGCCAGGGGCUGGGGGGGCGCCGCGACGGAACCUCGCUCCCCGCACGCGGGCUCGGCCCGAAGGGGCGGGACGGCCUUCCUCGCGCCGUCUCGGGGCCCACCCGCGCGCCGCCACACCUCAGCCCGCUCACGCGCACCCCCGGCAGGGCCCCUCAGCGCGCCGCGGAGCUCUGGGCAGCUCCCAGGUGUCUCUGGGGACGGAGAAGAAAGCCACAAAGCCAAGGAAGCAGCAAAGAGAAGGCGAAGGAGGAGCAGGGGCCAGGGUCCUGUGGACUCGCCUGGAGUGGGUCACUCCCUCCAAAAGGUUGUGGAAAUAAAUUUGAAUAAACAAAACAGGUUUGCUGAAAAUAAAACCAGGACGCCCAAGCUGCUCCAGUCAGCCUACUUCCACAAGGCCCCACCUGUCAGCCAGUGCAGAACCUUGGCUGAGCGAGCAGCAUCCAUCAUGAACCAGGUGAUCGUGUUCUUGGUAAUGGCCAUGGGAACCCACACCCUCAGUAUUCGGAUCAAGAAGGACUGCAUCCACUGGUCCAGCUGCUGCCCCAGCAAAGGGCAGAACCCCACUCAUGAAUGGCUGACGCAGAACACUGUGCUCAUGACCCCACCAGAGAGCGCUAGCCUCAUCCACUCCCUAGAAUCCUGCAGGGCCAGUGAAGAUGGACCCCUCAACAGCAGGUCUAUCUCCCCCUGGAGAUAUGAGUUGGACAGGGACUUGAACCGGCUCCCUCAGGACCUGUACCACGCCCGUUGCCUGUGUCCACACUGUGUCAGCCUACAGACUGGCUCCCACAUGGACCCCCUGGGCAACUCGGAGUUGCUCUACCACAACCAGACUGUCUUCUACCGGCGGCCAUGCCCUGGGGAGCAGGGUACCCGUGACGGCUACUGCUUGGAACAAAGGCUCUACCGCGUCUCCUUGGCUUGUGUGUGUGUGCGGCCCCGAGUGAUGGCCUAGUCAUGUGCCCAUAGCUGGUUCCCGGGUGGAACACUGGAACUGGGUGCAUGACCACCUGCCAUGGUGAGCCAGGAACCCGAAUGCUCAACCCUUACAAAACACUACAGGAGCAGCAGGAUUGUGGGACAGGGUGGAGGACUUUGGGGGGAUCCGCACGUUUCACCAUUUGGAGUGGAUGGGAAAUGCAGGGUGAAGCAAUGGAGCUGUUUAUGCCCGCUAAAAGAGAGCAUCCUGCAUUUCCUCUUGGGAAAGGUCAUAAAGGCCCUCCUCGUUUCUGGAGGCCGCCACCCCCAUCUCUUCCUUUUCUCCCAUCCCCAGCUGCCCUGGCACAGCACAAGCACUUUCUUGCUACUUUCCUUGUUGUCAGUGGAGAGGCCCUCAUUUCAUUUGUUUGUUCAUCUGUCCAUCCAUGCCUCCAUGCCUCCAUGCCUCCAUG